GAAUAAUGGCUGCGAUAUCGAUGACUCUGUGCGAACUCAGCACUGCGAACCACCACUCACCUCCUCUGGAGUGCGUCGCGUUCUCUACCGAGUCGCGCUCGUCUCGACCCCCUGCCCACGGACCAGCGCAUAGAAGUUGCGUUGAAGCAUUGUCACGUAGUGCUCAGUAUUGGUCGAGCUACUCUGGAUACUUGCGUGAAGUUUCGCAAUUGUGCUACGCGUUUCGGCGUUGGAACGACAUUGAUACCGCCAGGGAUAUAUACCGGAAUGCAACACUGGAGAAAGUGACGCUGCUUCAAUACCUCAAUGAUCGGGAACUCAAGCUACGCCAAGCGGAGGAAAUUUCUCAGCUCCUUUUACGGGAUAUCCUAGAUGGGGUCUCAAAUUUUCGCUCCUCUGCCACGGACACACAAUCAGCUAUUCAGGAUCUGGUUCGUAAAGUAUCAGCGGGGUUCGAUCAGGGCGCGCUUGCUCUGGCGGAUGCUAUCAGUCUGCUCCUCGCACAUGCCGAACACAAUCAGAUGGAAGCAAUUUUGCGGCAUUCGACAUCACUGGACCUCGUCUCGACGUCGACACAGCGGUCCUUCCACGACCAUGUCGAGGGAAUCUUCGCAAUCUCGAGGCGAUACUUCGCGGACAUAGGCGAUGUUGCAGGCGAGAUCUAUAUGCGCUUGUCGGUCGUGGGCGGUGAGCUCGGGGACAUGCACCAGGCAGGUCACAACCUCCCAUACAGCGCUCCGUUCUCUUUCUCACACGGAACCCAGUCUGUUUCCCAGCUAGCCACCUCCCUAUCCGCUCUUGGCUCCCAAGUCGACUCCAACCUCGCCCAAGCGCAAGACACGCACGCGCUACAAGUGGAGUCCUCCGAAGCCGCCUUAGACCUCGCGAACUCCCUCGCGGAACUCAGCGCGGCCGCACAUCAUGAGAUGCAAAACAUCUCUGGCACCGCAGAAGGAAUCCGCGAGAGCAUGCUGGACGCCGCGGCGGAGGCGCUCGGUCCUGACUGGCUCGCGUGGGGAAGGGCGUUCGCUUUGUGGGUGUGCGGUGUGAUCCUGCGUGUGGAUCCCUCGAGUCUAGAGCACGUCGCCGCUCUCCCCAUGGUUCGCGCGCUCAUCGCCGCAACUCGGGUGGCGAGCUGGUGCGUGAGGGCAGCCGCUUCCUCGUCUGUGAGUGUGCUAUUGCUCGUGCUGUCCGCGAGGCGCUGGCUAGGCAGCUUGCCAAUGCUAGCCUCGAGCCAAGACCCAGAGAGGUACGUCCCCUCGUGUCGCACGACCGCACUGAAUCGCAGACCCCUGGAUCUGGUCACAGCGACUAUGCGACUACUCCGAAGCCUGGGACCCUCAGUAGCGCACGGGCGAUCCCCUCUAUCGGCUGGUCUGAGCAGCAGCGCUAUCGGCCCAACUGUUCUCUCUCGCCGUCAAUUUCUCCAAAGCCAGCAAGACGUUACCGCCCUCGAGUCUCGCGCAUCCCAGACCGAUUGUGCAACCCCUCCGCCUCUUGACCGGAACAUCUGCCCUGAGCUUGCAUCGAACCUUGAC
This is a messenger RNA of Rhodofomes roseus, 1538 nucleotides long. RefSeq lists its product as uncharacterized. Gene Ontology annotation, biological process: nuclear membrane fusion involved in karyogamy; karyogamy involved in conjugation with cellular fusion. Gene Ontology annotation, cellular component: endoplasmic reticulum membrane. The annotation marks the transcript as partial. The record is from RefSeq and is a predicted model, not a curated record. The transcript is spliced from 11 exons. NCBI's taxonomy places the organism in Eukaryota, Fungi, Basidiomycota, Agaricomycetes, Polyporales, Fomitopsidaceae.